UUUUUAUUGCAGUCCUCGUCGCUUCGAACGGAGUUAAAGGGAGAUACUUCUUCUCUGCUCCCUUCCCGAUCCGUCUAAAUUCUCUCUCUUUUCUCGGUUCUUGUUGUUCUCCGCUGGGGGGAGUAGAGAGGCGAGGGAGAGAAGGGUAUCAGUAUUACCAGAUCGGGACCGAGUAAUGAGAUAAGGUGGGGGAAAGGAAAGAAAGAAUGGGGAGGAAGUCGAAGUGGUUUGGUGCUGUCAAGAGGGUUUUCAGCCCGGAAUCGAAGGAGAAGAAGAGAGAGAAAUCCAAGAAGAAAUCACUACUUGAGACGUCCAAGAAUUCAGAUCCAUGCCCUCCGGAGCCAUUAGAGAAUGCUGCUCCAGUCUCAGUUCCUCCUCAUCCACCUUUGCCUCAGCAUGAGGAGGUCAAAGCGGUCGAGGCCGAGAAUGAGCAGAACAACCGUGCCUGCUCUGUGGUGCAGGUCACUGCAGCUGCAGCGGAGGCUGCUGCGGCAGCUGGUCGGGCUGCUGCGGAGGUCGUUCGCCUCACAACAGCGGCAAGGUUCCCCGGAAAGUCGAGAGAGGAGAUUGCAGCAAUCAAGAUCCAGACUGCCUUCCGAGGAUACCUGGCAAGAAGAGCACUGCGGGCCCUGAGAGGACUGGUUAGGUUGAAGUACUUGAUUGAUGGAAAUUCUGUCAAGCGUCAAGCCACAACUACGUUACGUUGCAUGCAGACACUGGCAAGAGUUCAGUCACAGAUCCGUUCUAGGAGAAUCCGAAUGCUCGAGGAAAACCAGGCCCUUCAACGGCAGCUGCUGCUUAAACGUGAGAGAGAGCUUGAAAGUUUGAGGAGGGGAGAGGAAUGGGAUGAUCGAAUACAAUCCAAAGAGCAAAUUGAAGCAAGUCUGCUGAGCAAGCAAGAGGCUGCAAUAAGAAGAGAGAGAGCAUUGGCUUAUGCAUUUUCUCAUCAGUGGAAGAACUCUUCAAGGUCAGCGGCCCCAAUGUUUAUGGAUCCCAACAACCCACAGUGGGGUUGGAGCUGGUUGGAGCGCUGGAUGGUGGCAAGGCCAUGGGAAAGCCAGAGCACGACAGAUAGAGAGCUCAACAGUGAUCAUGCCUCUGUAAAGAGCACCAGCCAAAGUAUUGGAGGAGGGGAAAUAAUCAAAGCCUAUGCUCGGCGUGACAGCAAUCUGGAGAGGCCCUCACCCACCACCCAGAAAUUAAACCGCCCCACCAGCCGCCAGUCUCCAUCAACACCUAACUCCAAGACAUCGCUGGUUGUGAGAAAGAUAAAAUCAGCAAGCCCGAAAACUGGCUGGAGCCUGUCGGAGGAUGACUCGAGGAGCAUAGUCAGCAUACAGUCGGAGCGCCCCAGGAGGCACAGCUUAGCAUGGUCGUCCUUCAGGGAUGAUGAGAGCCUAGCAAGCUCUCCUGCCACUCCUAGCUACAUGGCACCAACAGAAUCAGCAAGGGCCAAAACCCGCUUCCAGAGCCCAUUAAAUGAUAAAAUUGAGGCUUCAGAUACAGGGUCUGUAGGUUCUGUGAAGAAGAGGUUGUCUUUUCCAGUGGGAGAUAAGAAUGGUGUGACAUCUCCAGCAGGAGUGAGGCGACACUCAGGUCCUCCCAAGGUGGACAUUGCAUCCAUUAAGGAUGUAGAAGUCCAUGCAGACCACAAAACUAGCAAUGGUGUAAGCAGAUAAACUUAAGGCGGCAGAGAGGUGGAAAAAAGCUCUUGUGGAGGACCUAUUACUACAGCCAAUUCGUUUAUUGUAAUAUGAUUUGUUUUUAUUGAAUUGUUUAUCGAUGACACAUCAGCUUUUGGGGAUUGCUUUGUUUUAUUAUUUUUCUUAGUUUUAUUCCCACCUAUUGCUUGCUGUAGGGGGGGUAAACAAGAAUUUGAUUCAAUUUCUGUGACAGGAUUCUGGAUCCUGAGACUUGUCCUUUCCUGCUAUUGGGUGUUGAAUGAAAGUUGAUGUUUAUUCA
Phoenix dactylifera (date palm) is the source of this 1962-nucleotide messenger RNA. Its product is annotated as protein IQ-DOMAIN 2-like. The record is from RefSeq and is a predicted model, not a curated record. NCBI's taxonomy places the organism in Eukaryota, Viridiplantae, Streptophyta, Magnoliopsida, Arecales, Arecaceae. Gene Ontology annotation, molecular function: protein binding.